Molecule: messenger RNA, 771 nt
Organism: Marmota flaviventris (yellow-bellied marmot)
Lineage: Eukaryota; Metazoa; Chordata; Mammalia; Rodentia; Sciuridae
Gene: Zfp42
Product: ZFP42 zinc finger protein
Biological process (GO): regulation of transcription by RNA polymerase II
Cellular component (GO): PcG protein complex; transcription regulator complex; chromatin
Molecular function (GO): DNA-binding transcription factor activity, RNA polymerase II-specific; RNA polymerase II cis-regulatory region sequence-specific DNA binding
Source: RefSeq, a predicted model, not a curated record
AUGGAAUCCCCCAGCAGGUCAUGGGCUGACAAUGACAAAGACCCUAGCUGUGAGCUCAGCCCUCUGGCUAUUGGAGAGGAUGAUUUCCAGGACUGUUACAUAGAAUGCCUACUCAGAGGGGAGUUUUCUGAAUCUAUCCUGGGAGAAGAUUCACUUUUUAAGUCCUUGGACUGCCUGGAGAAAGGAUUAGAUGAAGACCUUCCCAAGCAGAUUUUUGAAGCAGACUCCCUUCUUGAAUCUUCUUUGGAAUAUGUGAAAAAGGGGACAACACCAGAGCUUCCUCAGCAGACCAGUGAAGAGAAUUCACGACUUGGGUGUUCUGAAUACGGGACAGGCAAAAAGCCUCCUCCCACAGAGAGACCCUGCACCAGCGACAUAGCAGAUCCGAAACAGCUCACAGGAUUUGCUAGAAAGAAGCGAGGAAAAAAUACACGCCAAAGAAAGCCGAAUAACAAAUCUUCCCCGAGAAGUCACAUCCCUGUUCCUGGUCCCAAAGAUCACGUGUGUGCAGAAUGUGGGAGAACAUUCUCAGAGAGCUCAAAACUAAAAAGGCAUUUUCUGGUUCAUACUGGAGAGAAGCCCUAUCAGUGCACCUUUGAAGGGUGCGGAAAGCGCUUUUCUCUGGACUUCAAUUUACGAACGCAUCUGUGCAUCCACACUGGGGAGAAACGUUUUGCGUGUACCUUUCCAGGCUGUGACAAGAGGUUUGUUCAGUCAAAUAACCUGAAAGUGCAUUUCUUAACUCAUUUGAAGACAAAGCAGAAUAAAUGA